Messenger RNA from Cyanidioschyzon merolae strain 10D, 1155 nucleotides. RefSeq names its product phosphatidylserine decarboxylase. The coding region runs from base 1 to 1155 and encodes 384 amino acids. The transcript has a single exon. The record is from RefSeq and is a predicted model, not a curated record. NCBI's taxonomy places the organism in Eukaryota, Rhodophyta, Bangiophyceae, Cyanidiales, Cyanidiaceae. Gene Ontology annotation, biological process: phosphatidylethanolamine biosynthetic process. Gene Ontology annotation, cellular component: mitochondrion. Gene Ontology annotation, molecular function: phosphatidylserine decarboxylase activity.
AUGGUCCGUCAACGAACGCUGUGGACCAUAGUGGCUUCAGGCACAGUGACCGGCUUGCUUGCUCACCAGACUGUUUCCUUUGAACGCUCAGCGGACUUGUACGGAACGCCUGCUACCAGGCAGGCUGCGCCUUGGGCUCGCACUGCUCUCGAAACCCUGCCGCUACGUCUUCUCUCCCGUGCGCUAGGUGCCGUGAGUCGCGUCUACUUACCAAAGGCAACUCGACGAACCUUGCUCUCCACGUACUGUGCGUGUUUACCUGCCUGUCAGCUAGAUGACAUACGUGAUCCCUUGGAGACGUUUCCAACACUGGCCGCUUUCCAGCAGCGACAGCUGAAGCCAUCAGCGAGACCUAUCGACUCGAAAGCGAGCCUCGUAGCGCCCUGCGAUGGUCGCUUGCUCUCCUGUGGCCAGGUAGAGAGCGGGGCUCUGCUUCAACCCAUCAAGGGCAUUCGUCUAUCUAUGAGAGCCUUGCUGGACUCCACGGAUGAACGGGAUCCUUUGGUACGAGGACCCAUCAUGGUAGAGGUUGCCACUACCGAAACCCUAGGUUUGUCACGAACUCGCGGCAGCACUGAGCUCAACAGCAAAACAAUGAGCAUGAAGAGUAACCAUACCGCAAUCCAACCGGAUACCGAGGCCAAGGCGCUCUAUUAUGCAGUUUUCCAUUUGCCCGCUGGUGGCUAUCAUCGCUUCCAUUCACCUGCACGGUGGGAUAUUGAGCUGCGGCGGCACGUCGUUGGCCAGCUUUUACCAGGAACACCGCGCAUCCUGCGAAGACUAGGGUCGUUGUUCACCGUGAACGAGCGCGUCUGCCUUGUUGGCGAAUGGACUGAUGGCUUUUUCGGCAUGGUUGCUGUUGCGGCUUUUGGAAACGGCGAUAUCUAUCUGCACUUUGACGAGGACUUGGUGACGAAUUGCCACGAGUAUCCGCUGAACUACCGGCGCGAUAUGACGUAUCGUUGGCCAGUCCGCUUGCAACCAGGUGACGAAAUGGGCGGCUUUCGACAAGGAUCUUGUAUCGUGUUGCUCUUCGAGGCUGCGGCAAUGGUUCGAGACGAUUCCACGUCUGGGCAUACAGGCAGAGAUGUUGGUUUUCUGGUGCAACCCGGUGCCUUGGUUCGUACGGGUGAGGCAUUGUUUCGGGCGCCGUAA